Molecule: messenger RNA, 4401 nt
Organism: Chlorocebus sabaeus (green monkey)
Lineage: Eukaryota; Metazoa; Chordata; Mammalia; Primates; Cercopithecidae
Source: RefSeq, a predicted model, not a curated record
AUGGAGGAAGCACCAACUGUGGACCCCAAAGCUGAGGAGAUGAUGCCCACGCAAGGCCGAGGCAGUCUGCAGAGGGCUGGGGAGAAGGGGCUUGAUACUAGCCAUGUGGGAGAGACUGGGUUUCAAAAGAGUCAAGUGUGCUGGGAAAGACUUUCUGGGCAAAAGGAACAAGCAAAGGUGUGCAAAGGUAAGGAAGCAGGAAAACCUGUGCACAUCCUGAGAACUUGCCCGUCAGAGGCCUGUGAAGGAGCACAGUGGUCAGGCAGGAGAGGCAGUCGGAUCCAGGCUGAGACCAUCCUGGAGGGUCUUGAGGCUGGCUUACCCCAGGCUGUGAGUAGUGGGCUCAGCCGAGUCCUGGCUCCUGGGUUAGUGCUCACCUGCCCCUCUGCCCACUCAGGGCCUGGAGGAACGGCCUCAGAGCCCCCGCCAACCAGGCUCAGGAAGGCAUUCCUAGCUCAGAGUACCCUCCUGGAGUCUCCACUGGAAGGGGUUCCUGAGUGGGCCGCGCCACACCCGGCGGAGCAGAGGCGCAGUCCUUCCGCCUGCUCCCAGCACACUCCACCCCUGCCCAGCAUACCCAUGGGGCCCCCACCUUGCCCACCUGGAGAGAACCACCCACUCUGCCCCCGCUCAGGGAGAGGUGGUGGCCACUGCUCUAUCCCUCCCUCCCUUCCUUCCUCUUCUACCUUCUCUCUCUUCUCAUCUGGGUGCUGGAACCCAAGCGUGAAAGUGAGAGUCAGAAAGUCUCAGUCUCAACGCAGAGCGGGGCAGCUAAUUUAAAACGGCUUCUACUCCGGCCCCCAGUGUGACUAAUCUCCUUCUCUUCGCUCUACAGGUCUAUAAAUGGGCCACACAGCAGGCACCCCUUUUUAAAUCUGUCAAAUCCCCAAAUCCAUUACAAGUGACUUCAGAGGUCCCAGAUAGGGACCAACAUUUGUUUAAACCUUUGUCCUCAUUACAUUUCAUGACCGCCAGCUUACAAAAGAGAGACUGGGGGGUCUGGAUGAGACACAAGCUCUCCCUUGAGUCCACACUGGAAAGGACAGAGGCAGGUGUCACACCGUUCCUCUUUGACCCGAGCCGCUUGAAUUCCAGAGUUACAACAGCUCAGGUGGGUUGAAGGCUCAGAAUGUACCAGACAUCCGAAGCGCUUUACAUACAUUUGCUCCUUGAAUCUUCACGACAGCCCUGUGAGAUGCAAUUAUCAUGCCAUCCCACAGACGAGGAAACAGGUCCAGGUGACUGCGGUCUCGGCUCCUUUCCUCUGGCUUCCUCAGAGAAGGCGCAGGGGUCUCCGCCAGGUGGGCGAGGCGGGGUGGGCGGCCCCUCGCGCCCUGGAGUCGCAUUCGGCCACCAGGGGGCGCCCCCCGCCCUGCCGCGGCCCGGGGAAGCCAACCUCGGAGGCUCCACGCCCAGCCCGACACGGGACUCCCCCUGCGGCCCCACAGCGAGCCAGGCGGUAUUCCCACCACCCAGCUCGCCUCGGACAGUCCUCUUCCCCACCCCACCGGGGCGCCCUCCGGCCUGCGGGGCUCCCCGCGCCCACCGCACGCACGCCUCCCCCUACUCGGGCCAACCCGGAGCCCGGGGACUGAACCCACUGGCGCCUGCUCACGGGACACGGCCUCGAGGAAACUUCCUGUCUGCCUCCCCGGGGUAAAGCACCGUUUAGUCUGUUUAUAUUUUCAGCACGAAAGUGUAUUAAACGCGUUAGAGAACAAGGGGAGUAGAGGGUAAGGUGCCACGAGGUACCGAGAGGGCCCGCGGGCACACGCGGCUUCCUCAGGCUCUCAGACCGGCCGUGGGCAGGGUGGUCCCCGGCCGCACUGUGGGGCCAUUUGCACCCAGAAGCUGUCAGCCUCCCCACUGCAUCACUGGCACCAUCUGGGACCCAUUAUUCAGCCACUGCAGGGGGCUCAGUAGCCUCUGCUUCCUCCUUCUUCCAAUUCCCAAAACCUUCACCAGAGCACCUCCUGGGGGCCUGGCCCUGAGAUAGGCGUGCAUGUCAGAAAGAAACUGAUGUCAGCAUUCCGGGCACUGUCUUCCCCGGGAAAGGCAGGUACCCACCCCAUCACAGACUCAGGCACCCGAGCAAGCUGGGCACCAGGCCUAUAGGGGUGAACAAGACAAACAGAAGGCAGAUAGACAACCCAGAAAGCAUCCAAACUGUGGCUGCAAUUGGCUGAUCAAUUACAGGUGCAAUAGUGCCAUGAAGGAGAAGUGCAAACAGACAGACAGAAGCCUGCAUGGAAAUGCAGGGGAAGCGGGUGUAUGUGGUGGAUUAACAAAGGUGAAAGAGGCCCGUUCCCUAGGGGAUUGGAGAUCUGGAGCAGAGGUGAACUCUAACUGUGCCUUGAAGGAUAGGGUAAGUUUGUUGACCGGGGCCUUAGAGAAGGUGUUCUGGGCGGAGGGGACUACAGGAGUGAAGACUCAGAGGUGAGAAAGCUGGACCAGUGUUUGCCUGGAGGACACGGUGUAAGUAGUGCCCCCAGUUGCAAGGUGCCUCAGGCAGAGCAUGGUGAAAGGUGGAUUCUAGAGGGAGAGUGUAUCAUGCACAUCUCCUUUAGUAACUAACAGUGGAUGAUGGGGCGUCGCUGACAGACUUUUAACAGCGGCAAGAUAGAACCAGAUUUCAGGGUGUAAAAGGCCACUGGGGCUACAUGUGUACUUGGAAGAGGAAACCUGGCUGGCAAAAGUCCUUAGGAGGGAGGCCUCCUUGUCAUUAUGGUCACUGGGAUACUAGAGUGGGAGACGUCAGGGCCAAGGGCAGGACCAGCAAGCAGCAGGAGCAUCCCAGGCACCCACAGGCUCCUGGCAGCCAGGUUGAGCCAGCGCAGAAUGCGGGGUUAGCAAAAGGCCAUGCUGGAGCCCAUCCCAGCACCAGAACUUGCCUUGUUAUAAAACAAGCAUUGGAAACUGGCUGAGCCUGGGCCCAGCACAAGGGUUCCAGUUGGCCUACAAGAUAUUUACAUGUCUUUAAGUUAGCUCCAAACACUGGGAGAGUUUGACUCGAGUUUUCUCUUGAAAAACCCUGGUGCAGCACUCCAGCCCAAAAACAAUGGAUCGGAGCUGAGUAGAGGGCAGUCCUUCAGAUGGACCCUGUCCUCUCGGGGUAGCUGCGGUUCCCAUAUCAUCUGCCUGGCGCUUGUAGGUAUUUAAAACUUACACACACACACACACACACACACACACACACACACCCUCAAAGAGUCAAGUUAAAACACCAGAAAUCCAGGUGGAUGUUGGAAAAGACAAGCCCAGAAGGCAAGAAAGGCUGUUUGAGAAAUAAUGACCAGGGAAGACUGGCCGUGCUUGAGGAUGGAUGGGCAGAAGAUGUGCGGAACAAGGGUGAUCGCCAGGUGACUGCUUGUGGCCUGCUAGAGAAUCAAGUCCAACACUGAGCUCCUCGUCCUCCCCAAACCUCCUUUCACUGACUUUCCUGUCUUUCCUGUCUCAAUUAAUGGCAUUCCAACCUUAGUUGAUUAGACCAAAAACUUGGAGGCAAUAGAAAAUAAGCUUUAAAAAGACUUUUUAAAAUCUACUUUACUGACAUAUAAUUUAUGAACAAUGAAAAGCAUUAAUUUUAAGCCUACUUACUGUUCAAUGAGUUUUGACAAAUGUAUACAACAAUACAACCACCAUUUUAAUCGAGAUAUAGAACAUUUCCAUGACCACCAGAAAAUUUCUUGAUACCUCUUUCCAGAUAAUACUAUCCCUACCUCCUCACUCCAUCCUCCUUCCUUGUGCAAGCAACCAAUGAUAAGCCUUAUUUCACUAUAGAUUAACUUAACCUGUUCUAGAAUCUCAUAUAAUCGGGGUCAUAUAAUACAUUCUGUAUCUGGUUUCUCUUGUUUUGCAUGUUUUUGAGAUUCAUUUGUGUGGCUAUGUGUACAAGUAGUUCAAAUCCUUUUCAUUGCCGGGCAGUAUUUCAUUGGAUAAAUAGAUCAUCAUUUGUUUUUCUGUUCAUUUAUUUUUUGGCAUUUAGGCAAAAUAUGUUUUUCUGUUCAUUUGUUUUUUGGCAUUUUAGUUGUUUAUAAUGUUUUUACUAUUAUGAAUAAAACUACUUAAAAAUUAAGCAGUACACAUUUGUGCACAAGUCUUUCUGUGGACCUAUGUUUUCUUUUCUCUUGGGGAAAUACUUAGAAGCAAAACUUGCCGGAUCACAGGUUAUGUGUACAUUUAACUUUAUAAGAAACUGCCUAUUUCCAAAGUCAUGCCGUUUAAUGCUUCCCACUGGUGUGGGAGAAGUCAGUUGCUCUGUAUCAUUUUGAAAACUUGGCAUCAUCAGUACUUUUUAAUCAAUCAUCUUGAGGUUUAAUUUACAUGCAAUAGUAUCCAUAUAUUUUUAUUUUUAUAUUUAUUUAUUUAUUUAUUUAUUUUUUUGAGACAGAGUCUCGCUCU